This is a messenger RNA of Drechmeria coniospora, 588 nucleotides long. Its product is annotated as PCI domain-containing protein. The transcript has 3 exons. The coding region runs from base 1 to 588 and encodes 195 amino acids. NCBI's taxonomy places the organism in Eukaryota, Fungi, Ascomycota, Sordariomycetes, Hypocreales, Ophiocordycipitaceae. The record is from RefSeq and is a predicted model, not a curated record.
AUGCGCGCCUCGCCUCUGGUCGUCCUCGCCGCCGCCGCCGCCGCGGUGUCGGCCCAAGCGCAGAACUACACAUCCGAGCUGGAGAUGAAGAUUGAUCCCAACACGGUGCAGGUGCAAGUUCGAGCUUCAUGGUGCCAGGCCCAGACCAACACGUGCACUCUUCUCUGCGACAACGAAACCGACAAGAACAGCUGUGCUCAGGAGGACCUCUCCUUCGCCUGCACGUGCGCCUCCAACAGCUCGGCACCCGGUCUCCAGUACUACGUCCAGACGAUGCCCACCUUCAUCUGCGAGACGCUCUUCGAACAGUGCAACAUCCAGCAGGUGAGCAACGCCGAAGGCCAGAAGGCCUGCAUGACGAACAUCAAAAACCUCUGCGGCAAGAACCCCCCGCCCAAAGGGCCUGUCAGCGGCGACAGCGCCUCGACGACGGCCGCCACGACCGCCACGGCCUCGACGACCAGCGCCAGCAGCACUACCGUCUCGACCUCCAAGUCGGCUGGCUUCGCCGCCCCUACCUUGGCCUUGCCGGGCAGCGGUGCCGCCGCCGCCGCCGCCGCCGUCGGCGUCCUUGCCUAUUUCAUCUAG